This is a messenger RNA of Gekko japonicus, 1606 nucleotides long. RefSeq names its product hippocalcin (gene HPCA). Bases 1 to 582 code for a protein of 193 amino acids. The transcript has 3 exons. Lineage: Eukaryota; Metazoa; Chordata; Lepidosauria; Squamata; Gekkonidae. The record is from RefSeq and is a predicted model, not a curated record. Gene Ontology annotation, molecular function: calcium ion binding.
AUGGGGAAGCAGAAUAGCAAGCUGCGUCCGGAGAUGCUCCAAGAUCUCCGGGAGAACACGGAAUUCUCUGACCUGGAGCUUCAAGAGUGGUACAAGGGCUUCCUCAAGGACUGUCCCACUGGCAUACUCAACGUAGAGGAGUUCAAGAAGAUCUAUGCCAACUUCUUCCCUUACGGUGAUGCUUCCAAGUUUGCCGAGCACGUCUUCCGCACCUUUGACACCAACGGCGAUGGCACCAUUGACUUCCGAGAGUUCAUCAUUGCCCUGAGCGUCACCUCACGGGGGAAGCUGGAGCAGAAGCUGAUGUGGGCCUUCAGCAUGUACGAUCUGGAUGGGAAUGGCUAUAUCAGCAGGGAAGAGAUGCUGGAAAUCGUGCAGGCCAUCUAUAAAAUGGUCUCUUCAGUGAUGAAGAUGCCAGAGGAUGAGUCAACUCCCGAGAAGCGGACAGAAAAAAUCUUCCGGCAGAUGGAUACCAAUAACGACGGCAAACUUUCUCUGGAAGAGUUCAUCAAAGGUGCUAAGAGUGACCCGUCCAUCGUGAGGCUGCUGCAGUGUGACCCCAGCAGCGCCUCACAGUUCUGAGCGCCUCCCUCUCCACACAGAAAACCGCGGUGAGGUGGCCUCCCAAAGGGGCAGCACCGCUUCACGGAGCUCACGGCCUUCCCCGCUCCAAGGAGGUGGCCAACUUCCCACCAUCCCCUGGGAGAAAUGGACACACUCCCCGCCAGUCAGCACUGCCAGUAUCUUUAUUUCUUCUGACUCUCAGUUUUCUGCUCUUCCCUCCCCCCCAGCACUGUAGUUGUGUGAGACUGCUGCACCGUUUCAGGUUAAUGGCGGCGCGCCGGUGGCAAAAGCGGAGCAGAUGGACUGGUCCGUUUUUUUCUUGAGUUGGUGAUGUGUUUGCUUUUGCAAAAACGUUCCUUCGUCCUGCAGCCGCUUCUGGUGUGGUGCACACCACUUGUUUGUAGCACACAAUAAUUGUGGCUGCCUGUGACCGUGUGUCUUUGACCACCAGGGCAGAAAUUAAUAUCUAGUGUUCAGUGUGUGAAUGCAACCUCAGGGGGGGAGAGGCAGUGAGCAGGGCCCCCAGUGCUCCGCUGUGCCUAGCUCCAGUUUCCUCCCCCAUGACUAGAGGACUUAACAGUGCAAUCCUAUGCAGAGUUACUCCAAUCUCAGCCUCUUGGUUUCAGUGGGCUUCCAGUGGAGUCAUUUGGCAUAGUAAACUAUGUAAAACAAGCACAAAUAUACACAACGCUAUAGUUUAGGUUGAGGGCUUCUUCUUUUUUUAGUGUAGAGUUAAUAUACUUGGCCCUGCAUCUUUGGUAACUCUGGCAUUAGUGGGGUAUUUCACUGCAGAUGAUUGGCUAGCCGGUGGCUGUGGCCAGAGUAGAAUGGAACUGAUGGGGGCCACUGGACAGGCCAAGGUUUCUUGGGCUGGAAUCAACCUGCUUCUGGGUCACAGCUCCAGCUUCCAGCCUUACCCAAAGCAAAGGGUUCAGGCCUCCAGCAUUUGACAUCACCAGUCCCUCACCCACUACUCAAACUAGACCACAUCCUGCUUUGCCCCAGAGGCAUCUGGCAGAGUUUCCACUUUUCCUCCCUAUUC